AUGGACAUCGACAGACUCAAGCGAAAAAGGGCCGUGGCGCGAGCAUCUACAACCAAGCUGAUCAAUGAAGUAUCCACCAUGGACGACAGCGCAUCAAUCGGUGAGCUGGAAGAAAAGCUAAAUCUUCUUACUCUUAAAGAAGACUCACUGAAAGAGCUAGAUCGGGAGAUAGAAAAAGGCGUUGAAGAUGAAGCUUUCGAAGAGGAAAUUGCAUGCUCCGAAAUGUACAGAGAAAAGAUCAUCGUGGCGAAAACAAAGGUACAACGCAUGCUACGCGACUUUAGCUGCACAAAUGCUUCAUCAGAUCGCACACUAAACUCCUCAGAUCAAAGAGAAUCUAGCGCAAACGAUUCGCAAAUACGCCCCACCGUAAAGCUGCCAAAGCUCGAAAUCAACAAAUUCAACGGAGAGCUUCGAGAGUGGCAAGGGUUCUGGAGUCAGUUUGAGUCGACUAUCAACGCUAACCAGAACCUCUCAAACGUAGACAAAUUCAAGUACCUCAACAGCUACUUGACAGGAAAGGCGGCGGCUGCGGUAGCAGGACUUGACUUGUCGGAAGGCAACUACGAUGUCGCUCUCUCGCUAUUAAAGGAGAGGUUCGGCAGAAAGGAAGUUAUUAUAGAAGAUCACAUGUCACGGCUGCUUAACAUCAAGCCAGUGCGUGACUCACGGAAUCUCGGUCAACUGCGCAGCCUCGUCGACGAAGCAGAGACAGGUGUACGCAGCCUCACUUCUUUAGGCGUGAGUGUUGGCACUUAUGGAACUUUGUUACUGACCGUAAUAAAGAAAGCGGUGCCUGCCGACCUUCGUCUGGAAUACCAAAGAAAAAACGAGGCUACGAACGAGGGAAGUGAGCUGGAGGAGUUCCUGCGUUUUUUGAGAAAAGAGGUUGCGACGCGGGAGAUCAUACAGCGGGCCGAAGCUCCGAGAGACAAGAGUGUCGAAUUGGUAAAGGAAAGGCGCAACAGCAACACUAAAGCGGCGUACAUGCCUACUGCAGCGGCACUGCACACCACGAUCAAGGACAGCACAGCAUGUCUAUUUUGUAAUUCGAACGGCCAUGAGACCGGCAACUGCAACGCAAAGAUGUCUGUGGCGGAUAAGAGAGAGGUGCUGAAGCGUGACAAUCGAUGUUUCCGGUGUACAACAAAAGGGCACGAGGCAAGAGAAUGCCGUAAAGCUAAGUGGCUCAGGUGUGCGCAUUGCAAGGGCAGACAUUUAACGACAAUGUGCGACCCUGACUUUAGGAGACACCGCAACACUGAUGAAAGGGAUGCAUCUUCGUCACCGGUGAUUGAGCAAGCCACGGUGUUGAAGUCCUCAUUAGGCACGGGAGAUGACUUGAUGUGCAAUGGAGAGCAGCAGUUUCUCCUACAGACAGCGCGAGCUUGGACAGAGGGUCCACAUGAACGUACGCUUGUCAGGCUUCUCCUGGACGGUGGCAGCCAGCGAACCUUCAUUCAUCGCAAGCUAUCCAAAAAGCUGCAGUUAAAAGUGCUGGGAGAAGAGGAACUUAAAAUAUUUGCCUUUGGUGAGAAAUCAGCCACCACACGCACAAAAACGCGUCGAGUGGAGCUGUGGCUCAGCAGCCAGUACAACGGAAAAGGGGUGCGAGUGGAAGCGCUGGAGGUUCCUUGCAUCUGUGCAGAUAUCAUGGCUACUCCAUCAAAUUCGGUUCUACUUCAACUUUCAAAAUUUCACUUCCAAGUCGCAGACGCCUCGCGGGGCGGCGAAAGUGAAAAUAUUGACCUUUUGAUAGGCGCUGAUCAUUACUGGGAAAUUGUCACGGGAUCCACUAAGCGUCUCAGCUCCAAAUUGAUGGCAGUGGAGACUGUAUUCGGAUGGACAGUCCAGGGCCAGGUCGGCACAAGGAAGUCAACAGGAGUCUGCUCCUCGGCUGCUGGCGUGAUGCGGAUAGGAGUGAGUGAACAAAUUGACAAGGAAAUAUCAGCACAGCUGAAGUCUUUCUGGGAGCUCGAGCACAUCGGUAUCAAGGAACAUGAGCCAGUUCGUCACGAGGACGCAGUCCUUCAGCACUAUAAAGAAACCGUCAACUUUGAGAAUGGCCGCUAUAAGGUGUCGUUCCCUUGGAAUUCGAUGGUUUACGAGCUUGGCGACAACUACGAGUGCGCAGCAAGGCGUCUUAAAGCACAGACAAAGCGCCUCUUGGAAGGAGAUUCGUUGAUUAGGGAAUACGACGCCUGCAUAAGAGACUACAUAGAAAAGGGCUAUGCAGAGCCAGCCAGCAGGGAUUACGGCACGUCGGAAGGUCCGGUGUACUAUAUGCCACAUCAAGCAGUUGUUCGUCGCGAAAGUCAGACGACAAAACUGAGGGUAGUAUUUGAUGCAUCAUCUAGUGCCAAAAAUCGCCUCUCACUGAACAAUGUUUUGGAAAGUGGCCCAAACCUAAACCCAGAGCUCAUUGAUCUGCUGAUCAAUUUCCGUACUUACAACAUUGCCAUCGUUGCGGAUAUUGAAAAGGCCUUUCUCCAAAUAUCACUAUCAGAGGGCGAUCGGAACGCUGUGCAGUUUCUCUGGUACGCUAUGACGCCAAAGAAAGGGGAAGAGCUUCCAGCUGUGGUGACCUAUCGCAUGACUCGCGUGCCGUUCGGUGUCACGUCGAGCCCAUUUCUCUUGGCCGCAACGUUGCAACAUCAUCUUGAAGGCCUGCCGGAACGGUAUGCUGAAACUGCAGGUAUUCUGCGCAGGCAUCUUUACGUGGACGACCUUGUAACUGGGGUUGACAGCCUUGACAAGGGUAAAGUCUUGUGCCAGGAAUCCAAAGAUAUAUUGUCUCAAGCAGGGAUGCGGCUACACAAGUGGAUGUCGAACGACCGCGAUCUCGUCAACUUCUUAGAGAAUGGCAAUGGGGAGAGAACGAACGCUGAUGCUGGACAUGCUGCAGCUACAAAGGUAUUGGGAGUAGGUUGGAAUGCUCAGACUGACCACUUUGAAUACAACCUAACUUCACUCAUCGACUUCCUCUCCGCAAGAGCCGACAACAAGAGAUUUGUGCUGCAGGUCUCGGCAAGAAUUUUCGACCCUUUUGGAUUUAUUGCUCCCACAACAUUAUGCGUAAAGGUAAUGUUCCAGAAGUUGUGGGAGUUGGGAAUUGGUUGGGACGAUCCCUUGCCUGAGACAUUGCAGCCUGAGUGGGACUGCUGGUGUAGGGAGCUUCCAUGCAUUGAAGGAGUCUGUAUUCCAAGACUGAUAGCGGCAGACUUUAGAAACGAUGAUACGGAGAAAGUGGUGCAUGUUUUCUGUGACGCAAGCCCGAAGGCCUAUGGUGCUGUCGCAUAUAUCGUGACCAAGUCUCCGUUCGGACUAACAAAUGUCAGCUUGGUCAUGGCUAAAUCAAGAGUGGCCCCUUUGAAACGCCUCUCGCUGCCCCGAUUGGAGCUGAUGGGAGCCCUUGUUGGCGCGCGACUAUGCCACUACGUUACCAAGGCCUUGGAUCUGAAGAACGUUGCUACCAUCCUCUGGACUGACUCUACAGUAGCUAUGUACUGGAUCAAGGGAAACGCUGCCAGAUGGAAGCCCUUCGUGGCAAAUCGAGUCUCAGAGUUACAAGCGCUGACAGAUCCCAGGGAUUGGAGACACUGCCCAGGCUCAGACAACCCCGCUGACCUAAUCACCCGCGGCAUUCUCCCAUCGGCCCUGCGGGAAAGCGAACUGUGGUGGAAAGGACCCCGAUGGCUUCAGGAGGAUGACACGUGUUGGCCAAUGAUAAGUGAGCCGAGCUCGAAUGUUAGGGAGUGCCAAAUGGAAGAGCGAAAGGUGACGGUGAUGCCCAUAGUAUCAUCGUCAUCCAUGGCAAUUUUCAAUGUUGAGAAUUAUAGUUCAUUCAGCAGAGUCGUGCGAGUAACCGCGUGGGUCCGCCGCUUUGUCGACAACUGCCACAACAAAGAAGGAAGGACGAUCGGCCCAUUACGAGCUGAAGAAGUAAUCAGCGCCGAAAGAUACUGGUUGGCUAGGGCUCAACGAGAUGCGUUCAGCGACGACAUUUCAAACCUGAAGAAUCAAAGACCGCUGCACAAGAGCUCUCCUGUUUUGCCUUUCAACCCGUACUUCGACAAAGAGGGCCUCAUGCGAGUGGGUGGACGCUUGCAAUUCAGUGAUAACAACGAAGAGACUAAGCAUCCCAUCGUUCUCCCUGGCAAUCACCCCCUCACAUCACUGCUCAUACGGAAGGAACAUUUGAGAAUGCUGCACGCGGGCGUACGCGAUACUCUAGCACAGCUGCGAGAAUCGUAUUGGAUUAUCCGAGGACGUCAGGCCGUAAAGAAAAUUAUCAAGCAGUGCCUCGUCUGUCACAAGCAAAGUUGCCCUCCAGCUACGGAACCAGUAGCACCACUUCCAGCUGACAGAGUGACAAAGGGAAACCCGUUCGACAUCGUUGGCAUCGAUUUUGCAGGGCCCUUGAUUUGUCAACAGUCACGCGACAGCAAAAAAUGCUACAUCGCUAUUUUCACCUGUGCUGUGACACGUGCCGUCCACCUUGAGCUUGUCAGCGACCUGUCGGCUACAGCCUUCCUGUUGGCCUUUAAACGCUUUGUGGCACGCCGUGGAAUUUGCUCGACGGUGUAUUCGGACAACGCGCUCACAUUCAAGCGUGCAGCCAGGGAUCUAAAGGCAAUGUUCAUGCUGUUACAGGUCGAGGAAUUGCAGUCAUACUUCGCCGGAAACCAAAUCAGAUGGAAGUUUAUUGUUGAACGGGCAGCUUGGUGGGGUGGAUUCUGGGAGCGGAUGGUGCGAUCUGUGAAAGUAGCAUUGCGAAAGGUGUUAGGUCGGAGCAGCUUGAGUUUCGAAGAACUGACCACCGUUCUUUAUGAGGUGGAGGCCGUGAUCAACUCACGCCCUCUGACUUUCAUAUAUGAUGAUGCUCAAGAACCAGAACCGCUGUCACCGGCUCAUUUCCUUGUCGGAAGAAGGUUGACGACUCUUCCUCCACACCUGCUGCCGGACGAAAUUCCUGGCGGUGGAAUGCAUCUCUCACGACGCUGGAAGUACCGGACUGCCAUGGCCGAUGGUUUCUGGAGACGGUGGCGGAAAGAGUACUUAUUGGAGCUCAGAUCGGCACAUAUGUGCCGACCAACAACAUCGAGUGAUCUGAAGAAAGGCGCAUUGGUGCUCCUGAAGGAAGACCGUUUGAAACGCCACAUGUGGAAGACCGCCAGAAUUAAGGAAACAUUUAAGGGUAGAGACGGCAGGGUGCGGUCCUGCAAACUGGUAUUAAGUGGGGGAACUGAGGUGAAGCGACCGAUACAGCUGCUGUAUCCCUUGGAGAUUGUGGAGCAAUGA
This is a messenger RNA of Dermacentor andersoni, 5301 nucleotides long. The record is from RefSeq and is a predicted model, not a curated record. Lineage: Eukaryota; Metazoa; Arthropoda; Arachnida; Ixodida; Ixodidae.